Microbotryum saponariae is the source of this 1252-nucleotide messenger RNA. The record is from the annotation of a GenBank genome assembly. Lineage: Eukaryota; Fungi; Basidiomycota; Microbotryomycetes; Microbotryales; Microbotryaceae.
AUGUCCAGUGCUCCUCUUCCCAAGGCGACAUUGUACUACUUUGGUGGCUCCGUCUGGGCCUCCGUGCCCUUGUUGUGCGCCGAGGAGAAGGGCUUUGGCCCGGACGUGUUGGAGAAGAGGAGUGUCGACCUAUGUGAGCCAGUGUACGAAAUAUGGUAGCUGGAAAUACAACUGACCCUUGGAUUGGUGACAGUGAAUGGCGACAACUUUUCUCCGGCGUAUCUGACCAGUAAGCUCACGCGCUCACACUGGAGGGAGCCUUCCCUAGGCGGAGUCCGUUCACACCAAACUGAUUCCCAAACACUUCUCACCAUCGUCCCAGUCAAUCCCCGCGGUAGUGUGCCUACCUUGGUCGCCCCUUACGAACACACGACGACCCCCGAUCUCCCGACCAAGUACAAAGCCCUGACGGACUCGAUCGAGAUCUGCCAAUUCCUCGACUCGUCCACGUCCCGCUCGACGACCUUCCAAAGCCCCUCCUUGACCCCAGCGACCGUGCAAGGCAGUUCCGAAUCCAAGUUCUGGGUCGAGCACGUCCACGGUCCCGAGGCGGCCGAUCCGAAUGCGUUCUUGAUGAGUUUCCGAAGCGACGACGAACGCAAGGCCAAGAAUUCGAACCUGCCCGGCGAUUUCUUGAGGGGGCGACAAAAGGCGUUGGAAAAGUACGCCAAGGAAGCCGGGGGCGAUGAUGCGAGAUUGGCUGCGUUCUAUAAGAACAAGAUCAAGGUCCGUUACAGUACCGCAAGACCCGGGGUAGGCUGAAUCCGAGUUCGGCUGAUCCUUCGCUACCCCACUUGCUGCCUACCCGCAGGAGAAUGGUGGUCUCUUGGCCAUGUACGAAGGCAAAAUCGACGCUUCCCCCUUCAUCGAAGCCUCAAAGGGGAUGUACGUUGCCUUGAACAAGACGAUCGCUCUGCUCGAAAAGAGCCUAAGGGCCGCCUACCUCGUAGGGGAUCAAGUCUCACUUGCCGAGUGAGUUGCUGCCUCCCUUCCUCCCUCCAGGAAGGCUCUUGAACCAAUCCCGAUCACCCUAACCUUCUCUAUGACAUCCCCUCCCAGCCUCCACCUCGGAGCCUACCUCGCGCGUAUCCUCGCCGCCCUCGGAGCGAAAUCCAUCACCGACGUCGACGGAGCACUUGAGAAACUUGAUGCUGCUCUGACCGAAGCUUCCGGUCCCAAGUUCAAGGCUUACGUCAAGGUCUUGUUCGAGAGGGAGAGCUUCCAGAAAGUGUACGCGGAGGGGUUGCAUUGA